UUCAUGAUAGGCCAUGCAUGCCUUCCUUACAAAUUGAACUGUUGGUUGUUUCCAUGACUACGAAAACCAGCGCUGCACCAAUGACUGAUCUUGUGUUGGGCGACACAGCCAUUUUCGCUCUCGGGGGAAUAGAAUAUUGUACUGCGGUAUUAAAACAAGGAUUAUUUUCUUGAAAUACACACAGGCAUACAGGUUGGAUAGCAAUAAUUGAGUUGGUGAGUUGCACAGUUUCCCGACCGUGCACUGUAUUUACGGUUGGGGAAAACUGAUUAUCUUCUGUGAAGCAUUUGUGGAGCUGCGUAUUGUCUUGCGGAAGCUGGUUUGGGAUGCUGUCGGAAUAGAUAUCGAACUCAUCCCAUACCAGGCAACUGAUCCAACAGCAGUGUUUGCGCUCUAUGGACUGUCUGCCUGCCUGCCUGACUCCUCAAAAACAGGUGCAUAUAGUCUAUAAAUCAUUUGUGGGAAAAUAUUUGCGCGUUGUAUUUCAGGGUCAAAGGAACACACGGUGGCAAUUAUUGAAACCAGGAUCACACUUGUCGGACCUUAACCCUGCAAGUCAAUGUGGUGAAAUCUGCUCUACUGCCGCCCAGAAAACAGAUAUAGGGAGAGGAGCUACAUAAAACAUCGCGGAUGUGUUUUCAUUCUAUCACGUAGUGUGUCUCGCUCUUCAUGUCUGGAUAGUGUGAUUGUCUGAAGUGGUGCUGCGACGAGAGACCUUCAACAUGAAUACAGGUAAUGAGUCUCACCUGUCAGAUUCAGAUGUGUGGCAGUCAUACAGCGCCACGGAGAGCCUGAGGAACGGCGACGUCACCACUUCCUCCCUGGCCGCCAAAGGCUUCAGGAGCGUCAGGCCCAAUCUACAGGACAAGAGGUCUCCCACACCAGCCCCACCUCCUCCCAGUCAUAGCUCUCACCUGAGCCCUGUUGGCAGUUACCCCUCAUCCUACAGCCCUCCUCUGCCUGGCCCUGGUGAAUGUUCCUCUAGCUCACUGGUCCUUAGGCACCGGUCCCACUCCUCAGGAACCAUGUCCUCCUAUUCACACUACCCAGAGAACACCUCUCUCAACCCCAACACCAGGUUAACUGUACCAAGCACCAGUAGCUCCUCCCAAUCUGUCUACAGUCAACCACAGGGAUCCGGCAUGGUCUCCCCAAGACUAACCCCGUUGCAAGUUACUAAGAGCCCUUACACCCCUGGUACAUACCCCCACCAUGAGCCUGUCCUUAAAGACAAGCCACCCCUCCCCCAGAGAGAGAGACACACCUCCUCCCUGUCUAUCCGCAUCACCCCACCCACUCCCCUGGUGGUCACAGUGCCCCUGCUCUGCCAGUACACCCUCCCCUCAGCAGGGCCCCCGUGGACAGGACCCCAGGACACAGGGAUGGCUCUCCUGCUCUCGCCCCCUGCAGGCCGACAAGUGGUCCCUCCGAGACCACCACACAGAAAGACAUCUCCUGAACCGACACUGCCAGCCUACCAGCCCCCCCUAAACAGGCCCUUUCAUAUCCGUCUCUCAUCUGAUCCCUCAAAGUCCCCCAGCCUCCCUCCACCAGUCCCAGUGGGUCCCCGGACCCACUCCCUGCCCCCCCAGGGCCCCUCCACCCCCGAGCCCAGCCAGAGCGGGGCCAGCUCGGUCCUCAGCUGCUCCUACAGUGAUUUGUCCACUGCCGUUCUGGAGGAAGAGUUGCAGCACUGUGCCCUGCUGUGUGCCACCGACAGGAGUUCUCAAACGCCCUCGCCCACCCUCAGCCAGACGUCGGCCAUCACCGACGACACUGCGCUCACUGCCACUACCUACACCAUCGCCGUCGCUAAUAACUACAUGGCAGUGAAUGGGAAUGGCGGGAUCACGGGCAGCUCCUACAGUCACCUCCAGAGGUCCUUCUCCCCCAUGUCCUACCCCCCUCCUCCCCCACUCAGCCCCAGCCUUGGCCACUUAACACAGGCCAGGAGUGCAGAGGUCCGCUCCCCAGGCUACCCCCGUAUGAGCCGCCCGCCCCCCGCCACCCCAGCAGAGGAGGAGUACCAGGAGGUACCAGGAGCCCCAAGGGGAGGCGAGGGGGGGAAAGCCCCUCACCACGCAGGCAUCGGCCCUGUGGAUGAGUCUGACAUCCCCAUCGCCAUCAGAACGACCGUGGACAGACCAAAGGACUGGUAUAAGUCCAUGUUCAAGCAGAUUCACGUGGUACACAAACCAGAAAAUGAAAAUAUGGACCCAUAUAAUACCACCCACACAGUAAUGAAUACCGAUAGCCAUCAUCGCUCAGCCCCAGACUAUCGGCCAGCCAAGUCAUUGCAGACCCAUGCUCCGCCCCAGACCCACACGUACCGGCCAAUGACCAAGAGUGUGUCUGACAACGGCACGUGCAAUGUCUUCAGGAACACAAAUUCCUUAACCUCGCCCUCACCCAUGCCCCCCACACCCCCUCCCAUACUCUCAUCGGCACAUGUUCGAGAAAGGGAGUGCGAGAGGGACAGAGGCACAAUAGACAGAGGCACGGUAGACAAAAACCAAUAUGGACCCCCUGACAGAAAGGUGGACACCAGGAAAUAUCGUGCAGAACCUCGGAGCAUCUUCGACUAUGAACCUGGGAAAUCCUCAAUUUUGGAGCAGGAGAGACAGAAUACUAGUAACUCAAACCCCACUGAGGUAGAUUUAGAGGAUGAGCCUUGGUAUAAGUUCUUUGCUGAGCUGGAGUUUGGACGUCCGCCUCCUAAAAAACGCCUGGAUUAUAUAGUUGAGAGUUCACUCCAACAGGCCUCUGCAGACAGGAACACAGACAGACCGUCAAGUGUCCACAGCUCAACCAGUGACUACAGGAAGAGGAGGAAGUCUGAGGUAGCAGCCCAGCAGCCCAGACCAGCCAGCACCCUGACCACAAGCCAGAGUACAUCCAGCAGCCUGUCAGGGCCCAAUAGCACCACCAGCCACAACCCAGUCUCCUGGCCUGUAAAAUCUCCCCGUAGCAGCAGUUACAGCAGCGGCCUCAACUCCUCAGGACGGCCCUCUGAACCCCCACGUAGCAGCAGUUACAGCAGUGGCCUACGCAAGCCUGUGGCAAGCUCCUCCCCUGCCUCCCCCUCCAGAGCCAAAGGUGGGGAUAUUAGCAACACAUACUCAGCCCAUUUCAGUUGUCCAGGUACCUCUCCAGGUCCCAACCACAAUACCUCACAUGACUCAGUGUUUCCUUGUCUUAAUGAUGAGGCUGUUGACUGUGUUGAGCCUCCUGAGGGCUCUGAUGAGAGCCCUGAUGUGUGUCUGAAGAACGGCUGGCAGGCUCAUGUCCAGAGCCAGAAUGCCGAGGCCUGGAGCUCUGUCGAGGAAAAGCCAGCCUCUCCCAAACUCAAGUCCUGGAGCUGUGACGACCUCCUGGCAGAAGAUAGAGGAUGUCCGGGAGGUUCUGUAGGUUCACAGGUUCGCUCCGAGAGUGUAGACUUCCUGUCACGUGAGCAGCAGGGCAAAGAUCACAGUGUCUGUGACAGCCCCCGGAGAGAGCGGACCCAGCACCACUCGGCCCACGAUGCACCAGGCUUCCUCAAGCUGUACAAGAAGAUGCACCAUAUCAACAGGCAGGAUCUGAUAGGCUCCCAAAGCUCCCAGGUCAUCUGCUCUGUGAAAGCCCGGAUCCUGGAGUACGAGAGCGAGCUGCACAAGGACCGGCUGGCCGGCUGGAGGGGCUACAGCGAAGAGGUGCCCCAGGACAUGGUGCACAACAGGAUCUCUGAGUUUGAGAGCCUCAUCCAGAAGUCUAAGUCCAUGCCCAACCUAGGUGAGGGUGAGGCUACCCCGGGGGGCCCGUCCGGGAGGGGCAGCAGCCCCCAGCGAUGCUUCUCCAUCGAGUCCCUGCUAGACGAGGACCCCCCUGCAAGAAACCCCCCUGAGGGCCAGCCUCACUACCCCAGGAUCAACGCCCCCACUACCAACAACUGUGUGCCCAUCCACAUCCAGAUCACUGGAGACCACCACCACGUCUACCCCCAGAGACCAGCAUCCCAGCAGGAAGUCUACUCAGACAGUGAUCACGACGCCAUCAGGUCCAACCUCAGUGACUUCAUCCAGAUAGAGGGAUCUUCCUUCUGUAGUGAGAGUGACUACGACCGCUGCUCUCGGACGUCGUCUGAGAGCCCCUACGGCUCAGGCCAGUAUCACCACCACCACCGUCAUCAUAACCUUAACCAGCAGAAGCACCUGGUCAGCAACUGUAAGAGCCGAUGCCCUGCCUCUUACACACGCUUCAGCACCAUGCUCAAACACGAGAGGGCCAAGCAGCUGACAGCCGAGGACCCAGAGUCAGCCCAGUCCAAGCUGGCCUUCCUUGUGAGUCCGGUACCGUUCAGGAGGAAGAGGGGCUCCCCUCCCCACAGCCAAAGACAGGCCGUCUCCACUCGCAGAAGGUCCCCUCCCCGCUAUAAGAGCUCCAUGUAUGAGGCUCUGGACGAAGCCCUGAGGGACAUCUAUGAACACAUCCGGGCCGAGAGGAGGAGGGGCAGUCUGCCCGACAACAGAAUCCUCCACAGGCUCCUGGACGAGCUGCUGCCAGACAUCCCAGAGAGGAGCUCCUCCCUCAGGGCACUGUGCAGACGCAGCCCCAGCCCGGGACCCAGCCCCGUCCCUGGGCCCCAGAGCCUGGAGCAGGAGCAGCCAUACCCCUCUCAGCCUGACGGCAUGCCCAGCCCAACCUGCUACCAGCCUGAGUACAACCGCCCUUCACACAGUGCCUCCUAUCACCUCACAGACCCCAACAACAACAGUCAUGUCUGUGAAGACGACUACUACCAAGACCAGGAACCCGCCAGGGGCCACUCUUACGCUGAUGGGGGCCGCCACACCCCCCAGAUCAGGAUGCCAACCCCUGAAGUCAGAGAGCCAGCCAGAGCUGUAUAUGACUUCAAGGCACAGACAGUGAAGGAGCUGACAUUCAGGAAGGGGGAGACGGUGUACAUCAUCAGGCAGAUUGACAACAACUGGUAUGAAGGAGAGCACCGUGGACUGUUGGGGAUCUUCCCCAUCUCCUAUGUGGAGAAAAUCCCUGUCUCUAAGAGGCAGCAGCCAGCCAGACCUCCCCCGCCAGCCCAGGUCAGAGAGAUUGGUGAAGCAGUGGCUCGCUACAACUUUAAUGCUGACACCAACGUGGAGCUCUCACUGAGAAAGGGUGAGAGGGUGAUUCUGCUGAGCCAGGUGGACCAGAACUGGUAUGAAGGGAAGAUCCCAGGGAGCAACAAGCAGGGCAUCUUCCCUGUGUCCUACGUAGAUGUAGUGGUCAAGAAGUCCCCCACUGCCAAGAACCCCGCCCACCACUACCUAGAACCCUCUUCUUUACCCCAGCGCCUAUCCGCUGACAGGAUUCACCCUGUGGGUUCGGCCAAGUCAUCAUCCACGCGCCCUCGCUUCAGUCCACCAUCGCCUUCCCUCUCCUUCAGGACACCCCGCUCCUCCCUGUUCCCAUCCCCCUCCCCAAGUACCCAGAGGGCCCACCUGCAGGCUGUCACCAAUGAUUGGAUAAACCUGACCCUGGGCCUAUCCCCUUCCUGCACCCCGGCCCCCACUCCUCCCCCGUACCCUAACAGCAGUCUGCUGGCCGACCUGGAGGCCCUCAGCACCCUGGUGUCCCCCUCCCCCUAUCCAGCCCCCAGCCAUUGCCUGGUUUCCCCCUUCCCAGCCCCCACCUUGGGAACCGUAACCUCAACACCACGCAGCCUCACCCCUUCCCUCAGAGAGGGACACUUUAUCCCCAUCACCUCCCCCAAGGCUCCCAUCUUCCCCUGCUCCCCAGAACCCAGACCCUCCCCACUAUCCUCCCUCCCCACCUCUGGCGGCACCUCUUUCACCUCAUCACCCAUCUCUCCCAUGUUUGGGAGCCCCAAGUAUGGCAGCGUGGUCGACUUGUCUCGGAUUCAGAACAACACUAGCAUCAAGCCCAUUAUAGACUCACAACAGGAGAAACCGUUCGACCCCUUCUCAGACACAGUGGCCCUGUCGCCCACCUCACCAAAGGCCUGCAGUCCCAUCGAUCUGGUGGUGUACGAGCCCAGCGACUGCCCCUCUCACAGUGACCACCCAUCUCAAAGCUACCCCCUGUCUCACACCGACCCCCCAUCUCAACUCGAGAACAUAGUAGAGCUAAAUCAGUUUAUCUCAAAAGAGAUGAAUCAGUUCAUGGAGGACUCCACUAAAGACCAGGUAGUGGACCAGGAACAGGAAGAUGACCUUUGUGAGGAGCUGGUGUCCAUCAUUCAGGGGGGCGACCUAUCCAAAGGGGAAGAGUUUUACAGACAAGCAUCAGACGUGACAGAGGAGCUUCCCAAGCUCUUCAUAGAGGAGGAGCCUACUGAGAGCAGGAAGAUGACCCCACCUUAUAAUACCUUUACCCCUGUGUGUAGAGAUGGGGCAGAACAGGACAAGGGUUCCUCUGUACGCCUCACCUCCCCUCCCUCCCAGCAGUUCACCAUCCCCACUCUCUCCACCUCACCCAAACUUUUGUCUCCCCUCAUCUCCCCCUGCACCACCCCUCCACUUCCAGGGGUGCUACACUCUCCUCCUCCCUACAACAAACAGUACCCCCGCCUGGAGCCUAGGUCCUCCAAGGUCAAGCCUGUAAAGCGUGAGGUUGUUGUUGUGGGUAAGCCCCCUCGUAGCCCUGUGAUGUCUCGGAGGUCCUGCGGCUCGCCCAGUAGAGCCCAGAGCUAUUCCCCGUCUCAUAGGCGGCCAUUGUUUACCCAAGAUGCCCUGAAUUGUGGUGGAGAGGCGUUCCAGGUCCUGUAUAACUAUGCUCCACGUAAUGAGGAUGAGUUGGAGCUCAAGGAAGGGGACGUUGUUGAUGUGAUGGAGAGGUGUGACGACGGCUGGUUUGUAGGCACAUCCAGAAGAAGCACGUUUUUUGGAACCUUUCCUGGAAACUACGUGAAGCGGCUAUAACCUUUUCAUACAGAAUUCUCAUGAUGUCCAGCAAAACUGCAGUGGUUGUAUAACUCAGUGGGUGAAUAACCAAUAUAUUCAGACGGCACAAAAACGUUACAUUCAUCUAUGACUAGUUAUUUUCAUUAAAAAAAACUUUUCCAGGAGUGACAACGCAUUUACUAAUUUGAUGAAUGGGAGAAGAUAUGAACCCAGUGGCCUUGAAGGAAUAUAUUUCAUGUUUGAUUUAAGGGUAUUCUACUCUACUAACUGUGAUGAUGUCUCAGUUAUACAAUGGAUGCAACAAAUAAGGUUGAAAGCAGAUUUGGUCAUAAACAAAUGUUAGUAAUUCGUGUGUAAUGAGAGUUAUUUACAGUGAAGGGAUGCCUUAUAGACUAAUGGGUUUCACAAUAAUGAAGUAACCAAGUGCCCUAUUUACCACGUAUUUAUUUAUACAUAAAUAUAUAUUUUUCUUGUUCUGGAAGUACUCUAUAAUUGAUUAUGCUAAUUUCCAUUAGGAGAGUGUAUUAUUGACCUUUUUGGAGAGGGGUUGUACUCUUGCUUCAUACACUUAAAGUGCACAGGACCUGAGCUUGGAUCUGCACAGGCAGGCAAAAAGAGAUGACAGUGUUGUUGUGUUAGUUUUAUACAGGCAAUUAGGGUUCCUCCUAAAUGCAUCCGUUAGCACAUGGCUUUGGACAGACACAUAGUUAAUGUAUUCAGGCAGUUACCUCUGACUGGACUAAUGUCUAUUGACUUGUCCGGUUUUGUUUUUCUCUCCUGACAUUCCUAUAAGUAUUAAUAAAAGGAAAGAGAAGACUUUUAUGUAAUUGGACAAUAUAUAUUUUUUAAAAGCAAUGUCUUCUUUUUACAACUAGGGUAGAGUGAUCUGUUAUUUAAGAUUGUUCUUUAAUAUAUGAUCAUUUUACAAUAUUCUUUUUAUUGUGAACUGUCAAAUUAUUUGAAAUUAUUUAAAUAUCUUAGGGACAACUCACCUGCCACAAAUCCUGUAUAAAAGUGUUAAACAUAUUUGAUGUAAUUUAAUUUACUAUCUGGAUGCAUUCAACUGACUCCAAAUCAGCUUUUGAUUUAUGCAAUAACCAGUCUCCCAAAUACCUGCCUUUCUGUUCUAGAACACAGGGCAACAAAAUGACAGAAGGAUUGGAAGUGAUGAUGUUGUUGAUGAUGACAUGUAAUAAAGUCAUCAUGUAACUUUGUGUUCACCACUGCCUAAACACUCCAUACCGUAUAGUCUGUCCUGUACAGUGUAUGUCCCUGUGAUUAAAAACCAUCCACUGCCUCGAUCAGUCAUCAGCAUGUAUUUCCAUUUCUUGCAUUAUUUCAGCAAUAGCAGGUAUGCCGGAGAGGGGCAUAACUUUGCAAACUAGCAUUUGGUCAACAUGUGAAGUCAUUGUCUAAGGAAAACCACUAGCAAUAUCAGCAAAAAUGAGAGAAAUAUGAAAUGUAAUUGUAUAUAAUCAGUACAUUAGAAAGUCUGUAGGAAGUAUGUACUGUAAGUAUACACAAACACAGUGAACUAUUGAUAUGGUGAUCAAGGAUCUACAUCAAGGAGGUGUGAGGAAUUUGGACAUGGCGUCAACUAGCUCUGGUCCAGAGCGUUAGUGCGACUUGCUAACACUGGGCCUUGAAUGCGCAGCGUUAGCAAACCACUCAACACCGUGUCUGCAAUACACAGUCACCACCCUUCCAAUACCUGGAGACCACCUUCUCCCCACGGGACACAGGAUGAGGUGUGGAGGCACAUUCACCCUCAAUGACAAUAUGUCUGUUUUUUCUUUCUGUAAUAUUGAUUAUCCAAUAAAUUCUGCCUGAAUGUU
This is a messenger RNA of Salvelinus fontinalis (brook trout), 8734 nucleotides long. It is a transcript of the gene sorbs2b, whose product is annotated as sorbin and SH3 domain containing 2b. Gene Ontology annotation, molecular function: protein binding. Gene Ontology annotation, cellular component: plasma membrane. The coding region runs from base 723 to 6917 and encodes 2064 amino acids. NCBI's taxonomy places the organism in Eukaryota, Metazoa, Chordata, Actinopteri, Salmoniformes, Salmonidae. The record is from RefSeq and is a predicted model, not a curated record. The transcript has 29 exons.